CUUGUGCCAGCUGCAUCGAUUCCUCGGUGCGUGUCGCAUUAUCAAUUUUUUGUAAUUUCAACUAAUUUUGAAAUGACCAUUGACUACUCCGGGGGCUCACUGCUGACUAUUUGCUGAGUAAUGAGGGGAGUCAGACCAUAAAUUGAGGAUUGAGUUACUCGAUCGGUAGCUGGAUGCCGGAAUUUAACUGGUGUCACUGGAGAUCGCCACAGAAACUCCAGGUACUUCUCGCAGCAGGAUAUGGACCCCCCGAGCUCCAGAAGGAAGUACAAGAUGACACUGACGUGCGGUUAACACUCUUGGACACAGCUGAGGGGCUGAGAACCGGGCCGAAAUCUAGGGAAAGAGAGAAGGAGAAGCAGGUACCAUCACGUGCACGUAAAUGGGUACGGAGUUCUCGUCAAGUAUUAAUUGGUGGUUGUGGCAACGCCUCCCGGUGCCCUCAGCUGUUCGAAGGUCACGGGGUUAAAGGUACAAAGUACAGAAAAAUAAGAGCAGAGCAGAAUCCCGGUGAUAAGGCUGCGGAGCUAUUGCUAAAAAGCAAUCCCCCAGCGCAUGACCUUCUCGAUGAUUAAAUCUCCUCGAUGACCUCCACGUAAUAAUAAAAGCUGAAGAGGCCUGUCAGCGGCAUUGGCCGUAUUCCCCAGUUGCACAACAGUCCAGCAUAACGUCAAUUUAUUGAACGCAAUGAACAAGUGCACUCAUGCAAUGCAUUAGAAAAUGCAUUAGAGAAUGUCGCGUAUCACUCGAUAUCUCUUGCUGAUGAACCUGGCGACAGACGACCGGGGAAAACUACUUGUUCAUUGAUGAGUUUAAGUGGAAAACUUUACAGCGAUAAAGAACUUUCCCGCUUCAGACAGAUACCAGGACUCCAGAUCCAAUCAAAGGCAAGUGGAAAUCUCAUUGGAAAUUUCGUCAGGCAGAGCUGAUGGCAGGGGAGGGGAACCAGAAUUUUCCACAGCCGAGUUUUCCUCAACUCCGACUUGAACUUUUAUUAACAAAUUCUCUCCGCAGACAGUCCCCGCCAUAAUCACUGGACAGAUACAUAUUUUUGAUUACAUAUUCCUCUCGUCCAAUUGAUAAAUUCGCAGAAAUUACUUCAGAAUAAAUUACCGUAUCCAGACUUGGAAAAUCAGUGUCACUGCGUGCAACCAAUAACAAUCGAUAAUGCAGGAAGUAUCCGUAAGUCGUGCAAGCACGUGACUACAUUGAAAACAGUUCAAUUAUCCCCGGCCUUCCAAUUGCUCUGGGGGUAUGUACUCACAAAUAAUUUGAUUCCGCGUAUCGAGAGUAAAAAAAAGUAAAUUGAAAAUAUUCUGAUAAAUGCGAAAUUGACUGCGUCAUGAAAUUCCUCGGAAACGCGACGGUGAACAGAUUGUAAAUUGCGUCUUGGGUGUGCUGAAUUGAUUGGAGAUGUGGAAUUGACUGGUGCAGAUGAACUCGUCUGAUACACUCACAUGCAGAAAUAAAUUGAACACACCUACUCGAACGAACCCAAUCACGCGCUUGUGCACCUGAGUUGCGACCAGUUGAAAUAUCCCCGACGACACGUGUUGGACGGACACGAGAUGUGCGCGAAUCGGUAGAGUCCACACGAGAGUAUUUUCAGAUUGAGGGGUGUGGGGGGGAGUAUUUUGCAUUAAAAUAAUGGCAAGCGAAAGAGUUGAUUCAUCCCACAACAAAAAAAAAAAAUUUCUAAAUUUCACACGCGUUUUGGAGAGAUUCAUGGGACAGUAAAAAAUAAUUUAAUAAUAAAAAUGAUGUGAGUUUUUAAAAUUAAUAAUAUAAUAUUUGGAAAUGUCGUGGGAAUUCACGCAAUACUGAUCACUCAUUUACCGAUUUUUCUGACAAAUUGAAAGGUGAUUUUAUUACCGAACUUGUUUCCAUUCAUAAAUAUUCAUUACAAUGUGUACUCACCCCACGUGGUACGGGGACAGUCGUUUCACGAGUAUAAAUUGGAGCAUCAAGGUCACUGACACUGCUACUCAUACUUGGCGCACGCGAUUCGUUCCUCCCCAAUGGUACUGACAAUUGCGAGCCGAGGGUGGGUCGCAGGGGAUGGGAUUCCGCGAUGAAGCCCUCGCCGAAGUCGUCAUCAUCGCGGUCCAUUGUGACCAGUUGAAAGCUGACUGGGAAAAAAUAAUAAUAAUGACGAAUGGAAAUAUCAUAAAUGUAAAUGGACAUACCAUAAAAGUCAACCGGGAAAAGCAUAUAAUGAGGGAAAGAUGAAUUCCAUGCAUUGACGAUGCGCAGUUGAUGAUGCAAGAUUGGGAAUUAGCCCAUGGUUGACGGCCACUGUGCAGCUUUCCCCUCCUGUCCAAGUAUUUUGGCGAGGGAUCAAGGCUACAACGGGACCCAAAAAUCGCAUACGAAUAGUCUUUUUCGAGGGAAUAAAUUCCUCGUCGUCGAGGAGUUGAGGGCUUUAAGGCGCGAUCUCUUGAUUUUUUGCAAUUAUUUUCAGAGAUGUCACACAGCGGAAAAUAUCUUUACGCACUCAUUGAUUGGUUUAAUUAUACCUACUUUGGUUCUUUCCCGGGUUAUGAGUCAUGAGCUAGACGUCUACGAUCUUGUUCUUCACGUGUCAAGAGUGAGAACGCCUAGAAAAAAAAAUUAGUCUAUUCGGUAAUUUUCAAAGUCGGAACCACUCUGCCCCCAUCCGAAUAUUCAUUUUGCAAUAUUACGUAAAUUUCCGGACAGUUGUGGCGGACAUUUUGCAAUAUUCCUGACAUUCGUGGAUUCCGAAAUUAAAAAAAAAAUCGAAAAAAAUUCUAUCGCGUUCCACGAGCACACGGAGUCAAAUGACUUUAAUGAAGGAACAACAGUUGUGACGCGUGAGCUUUCGUCACCUGCUUGGCAGCUUGCGACAUAAUCUUUUUCUUUUUUUUCUCUUUCAAUGUCGCCGGUUGGGUGGGAUAAUCGAGAGCCCGUGUCGUUGUUUUUUUCAUCUCCUUUAUCCCUUCAUUUUCGGACGGGGGGAGAAAAAUCUCCCGAAAAGUUCAUUCUCGUUCGACUCCUCUAAAAAAUUAAACUCAAAACAUUUUUUCCUCUCGUCAAUAAAAUAGUCUAAUUUUAAAAGCGACCGAUACACCAUUUUUUUUAAGGUCUCUUUAAUUUUUAAUGUUCUUUUCUCUCCGUGUGGGAUCGUCUCCGAGUCCAUCCUCUAUAGCGACCUGGCGUUAUUUCCAUCUCGACGAGUGGAACGUGGCGAGUGGCGCCACGAAAAUUUUUAAAAUUAGCGUUCGAUUACGCACUCCAUUCAGAAUCACGUAACGAUUUUUCACGUUUCCUGAAAAAAAAUCCGCGAUAAUCAUCAAUGAACCCGGCUAUCUCCAUGAAUGAAGAGCCACUGGGACACGAUCCGCAACGAUCUUCAAUCCCAAUAAAUCCCAAUUAAGAUAAGUCUUAUCGGACGUCAGCUGCAUAAUUGCAGUUGCAUCUGCCGGUAAUUCACGCGCAAUCUUGAACCCUCGGGACGUCAUGCACUGGAGUCACAUGUGCGAUGACUGAUAAACAAUCGAACAAUUUUUUCUUCAGGGACACGUCAAAUUCCAGAGCGAAUAAUAAAAUCGGGUUCAUAAUAAACAGUUGUUAUUGAGGGGUUCAGAGUAGGAGGCGGAAAAAUCUGUGGUAAAGUGGUAAAACUAGUUAAGACAACUCAUCUCCAGUCGUGAUUUAUUAUAAAAAUCGCGAAACCGAGGGGUGGGGGCGGAUAUUUCAUCCCUGGAAAUUAAAUCCUGGUCAAAAAAAAUUACUAAACUGAAGGGAUAAAAUUUACGGUACCCCAGAAUGAAAUUUCUCUAACCUAUAAUGAAUAUUAAUCAUCAAUCAGGGGACAAAUAAAUUGCACUAAAAAUAAUUGUCAAAAAACAUUUCUAUCAAUGCAACUUAUAUCAUCCCCUCACUUCACUUGAAUACUUAGUCUAGUGGACAUGGAGAUGAGGAAUUACCUCGUGGAUCCAAAUAACUGGGACCUCCCGCGAAAUGUUGACCAGCACGAGAAGUCGAUGAGUGGCUUUUUCCCUAAAUAAUCACUCCCAGUAGGUAAAUCGGUUCACGGUGGCUCCCAACAGGAGAAAAUAGCGCGCAACGGGAGAAUUAGUGUCACGAAAAGGGAAUGAAACCCCUUGAAAAAGAGCAAGCAAACCGCACCAACUGAAUAUGCUCUUGAGACUGAACCAGAGGACGCGACUUCGUCGUCGGUGAUGGACCAAAGACGUAGUCGCGUCUCAUCUGCGAUUCUCCAAUGCUAGAUUUAA
Molecule: messenger RNA, 4256 nt
Organism: Diachasmimorpha longicaudata
Lineage: Eukaryota; Metazoa; Arthropoda; Insecta; Hymenoptera; Braconidae
Exons: 6
Coding region: 174-575 (133 amino acids)
Source: RefSeq, a predicted model, not a curated record